CCUCUAGGAGAGAAUAUAAUGCAGAGAUCUGACUUGUGAUUUUGUCUUUCCUACCCAAAAGCAAAAGAGGAAAGAGAGGCCUAGCACCCGGCUUGAUGAGUCUUGGGGGUGCAGGUGUCAUCCCAGUGUGAGAUAAGAAGUGGAGCCUGAUGCAGAAAAGAGAUAGCUUUGGUGUGUGUCUAGAGGUCUGUCCUUUCUGGCAAGGUGACAGUCCAGUGGAGGGGAGGAUACUAAUUUGGGUACGUGAUAAAAGGAGGUGAGGGCCUAUGAAAUUAGGAACGUGUAACAGAACCAAGUACAGGGGUGAGUCCGUCAUACCAUUCUCUCCAAGGCUUUCUGCCGUAUGUACAUAGCAGUGCCUCCCUUAUCUUAUUUGUUUAGGGAAUAAGUCUUAUCUGUGAAGAUUCUUGUUUUCUACUUACUGUGGGGAAAUUUUUAUAAUGUGUUCUGUGCUUUGUUUGCUUUUUAAACAGUAUAGUUUCGUGUUUCUUUUAUUGACUUGAGGUUGUGGUACUGGCAUCCGUUACUGACCGUGAUGGAGCCGGGCUUCGAAGCGAUUGAGAUACGUAUGUUUGCCGUCCUCUGCUUUUUGAAUUCCUGACCCUGCCUUUAAUAGCCUGCCUCUUCUUUCACAGGGGGGAAGUCGUGCUUUUGCUGUUGUUCGUGUCCCUGCCGCCCUCUUUUACAUUAGCGGCUUCUGGUCUUCUGCGGAGUAGCAGCCCCGGUAACUCUGCUUCCCGAUGGGACAUGAAGCAGCCAGGAAUUGUGGGAGGCGCUCCUAUGAAGAAAUGGACCAGUGUGCGUAAUCAUGGAAUCUCCUUGCUAACCUGCUCUCCUUGAGAAGUGAGAGAGAGAGUGGGUCGGGGAGAAGGCAAAGAGGUCAACAUGAAGCUAAAGCAGCGAGUCGUGCUGUUAGCAAUUCUUCUUGUCAUCUUUAUCUUCACCAAAGUUUUCCUGAUUGACAACUUAGACACAUCAGCAGCAAACCGAGAGGACCAGAGGGCUUUUCACAGAAUGAUGGCUGGCUUGCGGGUAGAGCUGGUGCCCAAGCUGGACCACACCUUGCAGUCUCCCUGGGAGAUUGCAGCCCAGUGGGUGGUUCCACGGGAAGUGUACCCAGAAGAGACACCAGAGCUGGGGGCGAUCAUGCAUGCCAUGGCCACCAAGAAGAUCAUUAAAGCUGAUGUGGGUUAUAAAGGGACACAACUGAAAGCCUUACUGAUACUUGAAGGAGGACAGAAAGUCGUCUUCAAACCUAAGCGGUAUAACCGAGACUAUGUGGUAGAAGGGGAGCCGUAUGCUGGCUAUGAUAGACACAAUGCAGAGGUAGCAGCCUUUCAUUUGGACAGGAUCCUGGGUUUCCGCCGAGCGCCCUUAGUGGUUGGCAGAUUUGUUAAUCUGCGGACAGAGAUGAAGCCUGUUGCCACGGAGCAGCUGUUGAGCACCUUCCUAACCGUAGGAAAUAAUACUUGUUUCUACGGGAAGUGUUACUACUGCCGAGAAACGGAGCCAGCUUGUGCCGAUGGAGACACAAUGGAGGGGUCUGUCACGCUGUGGCUUCCGGAUGUGUGGCCUCUGCAGAAACACCGACACCCGUGGGGCAGGACUUACCGAGAGGGCAAACUGGCCAGGUGGGAGUACGACGAGAGCUACUGCGACGCCGUGAAGAAAACGUCCCCUUACGACUCCGGCCCGCGCCUCCUGGACAUCAUCGACACCGCAGUCUUCGAUUACCUGAUCGGCAACGCUGACCGGCAUCACUAUGAGAGUUUUCAAGACGACGAAGGCGCUAGCAUGCUCAUCCUUCUCGAUAAUGCCAAAAGCUUUGGGAACCCAUCACUGGAUGAGAGAAGCAUUCUUGCCCCCCUCUAUCAGUGUUGCAUCAUUCGGGUUUCUACCUGGAACAGACUGAACUACCUAAAGAAUGGUGUGCUGAAGUCUGCCUUAAAAUCCGCCAUGGCCCAUGACCCCAUCUCCCCCGUGCUGUCUGAGCCUCACCUGGACGCCGUGGACCAGCGGCUCCUGAGCGUCCUGGCCACCGUGAAGCAGUGCACUGACCAGUUUGGGGCGGACGCUGUGCUGGUGGAAGACAGGAUGCCUCUUUCCCACUUGUAAUUCGCCACACAAAAUAAGUGAAACUACUUUUUACAAAGCUAGAGAAACAGCACAAUCACUUCCAAAUGGUAUGCGAUGGAUUGGAAACGGCCAGCGGCAAGCUCUGGGUGACAGGGGACAGGGUGGCCUUGGAUUCCUUUGGUGAUUUCUGUGGGAGAAACUAAAGCAGAGACGACAGGUGGCAGACCCCAGGAGCCUUCCUACCAGACCACCCGACCCCCUCGGCAUCUGCGCACCCCCGCGGUGGGCCUCCUGCUUGGUCCGUCCUAACUCACGUGCCAAAGGGUGGAUCGAGGUGCGGCGCCUGGAUGGGUUAAUGCUGGGGUUGGUUCUGGAGCGUGUAGUUCAUCUUCUAAUCCUUUCUCCACACCUGUCGGUUUUCUGAGAACACUUUGUAAUCUCUUGAGUCCUUUUGUAACCGGGACUAGUCCAGUUGGGAGUUUUCCUGCCUCCUGAGGAGUAGCAGCCAGUAAGACCUGGCGUUCUGUUGAGCCCAAAUAGCAUGCUCUCCUGGGAGGAAUAUGUUUUUAGGAUAGAAUUCGUGGGAAAGACAAAGGCGGGAAAGACGCUCGGGCUCCUUCCUAAGUGAUUGGGUGGUAGUGUUCUUCGGGAUAGUUUAGAGGAGGGAAGAAGGGGCAGAACCGGAAUCGGAGAAGCCCCCCUGGCAGGUGCGUAAACGCAGACGUGACUCGAACCUCAGCGAGACCCGCAUUCCCACAGUGGUGUCCCAGUUAACCCGGAAGUUGUCCAAGUGUGAUUCUCUCACGGAGACUUUCUUUUUCCCUUUUGCCCCAAGCAGGCACAUCUUUUCUAAAUUAACAAAGCGAAUUGAGGUGAUACCUUGAAUAAGAGUGAAGUUGCCUGUGAUCUCUGCCAUCCUGAUUUCUUUUCGGAAAUGAAUUUCCACCUCAGCCUUUAAGGCAUUUGGUCACCGAAGCCUCUGUUCCCAAGAGAAUGGCAAUGCUGUUUGUGCCUUUCUCGUGAGAACAACCAGCUUGCUCCCGGAGCGGACGGUGCUCGUCCUGCUGGCGGCUGGACCUGUCCUGUGACUUGGGCCUUGCAGAAGAUUGGGAACAAAACUUUUAAGCAUUCUGAGCCUUAAAAUUAAGGAGGUCACCAGGAAGGGCCUUAAGAUUUUGAUUUAUAUCAAGCCCUAACGUCCUCAUUUCAUUUCAUCGGGCGUUCUGAACCGGUGGUGUAGGAUCGUUUCCCCGUGUCCUCUCACUGCCCACGACCCGGGCUCAGUGCGGUCUGUGUUCCCGCAGAGCGACUCGGACCCGUAAGCAGUUGCGGUAAAGCACAGGGCCCCAGGGGGACAGGCUCGGUGCGCCCGCCCACCGGGGGACCCAUCUCUCCUGCCUCUUGUCCGGGUGCCGGUCCAGCUUCUCACUUCUGUCAAGCAGAGACUGGUACUUAAAGCGUGUGGGCGAGCCGAUUUAAUGCCAGCCAUCAGAGACCGGUGUCAGGCAGCCACCCUUUCGAAAACAGCCUAGACUGUAUGCCCUGAUUUUCUCGCAUUGAAAGGCCGCUAAGUAACCUGUCACCACUUAACAAUAGCAUGAGGUCAGGAUGCUUUUGUGCUUUGUAUGUACGUUUCGAGACAUACACAAGAAUGGGUUGGGCUCCUUGAAAAAGGAAUUUAAGAAGACAGGUAUUAGCACAAAACACUGAAGUCGGGUCAACAAAAGGAGGCCUUAGAUUCCGAUUUUUAAGGCCAUUUACAGUGUGUAUCAAGUGAAAUUCACACGCCGCCCGCGUGGGUGAAUGUUAGUUGAACUAAAUGACGGAUCGGUGCUCCUGCAGACACGUGGCACCGGGAGUGUGUCCCAGUGGGAUGGGCGAGAAUUGGUCUCGAACUGGGAACUUCAUUCACGAUGUUGAGGGUAGAAGAUACCGCUAAGGCAAAAAGCAGGAGGGAGAGCUGCUUUGAAAAUGUCACAUCCUUUUUUUCAAAACAUUGCAGAAAUGUUUAAUUUCAUUCUCUUUUCUACUGUUUUAAACUUCAUGAUCUUAAGAGGUGUUCAGAUCUAUCGUGGUUGAAGUCAUAUGCUAAUAGGGUGGUCGUGACAAGACUCUUAGAACAGAUUCAUGUUCUAAUCAGGAUUGGAUUAAGCUAGGAAAGCAUGUUUAGGCACAUCUUGGAAAAACCAAGCAUAGGCUUGUAGCCCUAAAAUUCAGAAAAACUAAAUUCUCUUUGAAAUGGAGGUAGAUAUCUUUUUAAGUUCUGUGACCCUGUUCUCUUUGUGGUUUAUUUAGCGCUAUUAUACUCAGACAAGUUGCUGGAAGCGUUCUCGGACAGCCCGAGGUUGAGCGUGCCUGGGGGAACGUGUAAAGGUAGACACGGGUACGUUUUAAUAUUGUCAGACGAGGAGAAUCAGGACUGCCUGCCAUUUCCUUACCUCCUCCCACUUCCUAAAUACGUUUCUUCCAGAGUUUGGGGAAAUAUGGGUAUGGAAGUUACAUUCUAAAUUAUUCUUUAAUAUGAGGUUAUGUUGUGGGUUCGGAUGUAAAUAAUUGUGCAAAACAAAUUAAUAGGAUCUGAUUUGCUCAGAGUUUUGUUCAAUAAUAUAUUAAUAAGGCAUUUCUCCCUGUUGCACUGAGGACUGAUGUGUCAAAUGAAAUGUAAGGAGGAAAUGGAAGAAUCCAGGUACAUCCAUUGCAUAUUAUUUUAGAAAAGAUGAAUCCUGUGUACGUGGCAAUUUUCCAGUGUCACCUGAACAACGAAUUCUCCCAAGGAAAUUCAUCUUUUCUUUUUCUUAAAAGAAAGGAAAAAAAAGAAAAGACUUCCGGCUUUCCCUUCCCAUCCACCAUAUCCUCCAGCUUCCAUUCUCAGUGGUCCCUGUAUUCUUGUUUGACCAGUGACAGGAAAACAGCAUCUGUCAGGGAGCUGUCUGGUAAGAGUUACCUUAUGAGCUGGAGCUUCAGGAAACAUGAGUAAAGGCGUACGUUUGUAUAUAAUCGUAGAUGUAGUGUAGCAAGAAAAAAAUGUAUUUAUUUUGACACAGGGAAGCACUGACUUAUGUUGCUGAAGAACUUGAAGCUAGUGAAAGGUUCUCUUCUCAGUCUCUGAGAGCGGACCCCAAGUGACAAAGACCAUUCACUGAGCAGGCGCCCGCUGAGCCGCUCCGUUGAGCCAGCCGUGGCUAGGCACACGAGCGAGCCACACAGACCUGACUUCGUGAAACCUAUUGUCCGGGGAAGGCCAGGUUUUCUCCCUUCGAUUCCUCAAGUCUGGGUUGCAAAGGCAGGGGCCGGGGACUCUACUGCCACAGGUUUCUAAGGAACCAAGGUGUUACAAGUACACAAUGAUUGCGGUGGGGGGUGGGGAACUGGGAAUAACUUACUGGGAAGCUAAUUUAUUUGCUUAAGAGGAGGUGUGGGAACCAGUACCCUCCGUUUUGAUCUGCCAAGGAUUUCCUCUCAGAGCUGUUGCACAAAUAGAGGUGGGGCUUGGGAAGACACCAAACAAGACAGAUAUGCACCUAAAUUUCUAAUGUGUUCUAUGGGUUUCAAUUCUGAAGAAAAAAUAAAUAAAGAUUUUAUUAAGUAUUGAUGUA
Molecule: messenger RNA, 5672 nt
Organism: Herpailurus yagouaroundi (jaguarundi)
Lineage: Eukaryota; Metazoa; Chordata; Mammalia; Carnivora; Felidae
Gene: FAM20B
Product: FAM20B glycosaminoglycan xylosylkinase
Exons: 9
Coding region: 886-2115 (409 amino acids)
Biological process (GO): proteoglycan biosynthetic process
Cellular component (GO): Golgi apparatus
Molecular function (GO): phosphotransferase activity, alcohol group as acceptor
Source: RefSeq, a predicted model, not a curated record